AUGGCUCUGCUGGCGCGGAUCCUGAGAGCUACUCGCCGCCCGGCGCCCGGGCGGGGCAGGCUUCUGGGCUCUGGGCUCCUGUUGGGGGCGCGGGCCCAGGACAAAGGAUCUGGGCGACCCGGGGCGCCACGGGCCGGAGACAGGGCCGAGGGGCCCCGGAGUCUCGCGGCCAUGCCGGGGCCGCGAACCCUCGCCAACCUGGUGGAGUUUUUCUGCAAGGACGGUUUCAGCCGCAUCCACGAGAUCCAGCAGAAGCACACACAGGAAUAUGGAAAAAUCUUCAAGUCUCACUUUGGUCCUCAGUUUGUAGUAUCUAUUGCAGACCGCGACAUGGUGGCUCAGGUGCUCCGGGCGGAGGGGGCCGCGCCCCAAAGAGCCAACAUGGAGUCCUGGCAGGAGUACCGAGACUUACGAGGGAGAGCCACCGGGCUCAUCUCAGCGGAAGGUGAACAGUGGCUCAAGAUGAGAAGUGUAUUAAGACAAAGAAUUCUGAAACCAACAGAUGUGGCCAUUUUCUCUGGAGAAGUCAACCAAGUUAUUGCUGAUUUGAUUAAAAAAAUCUACAUCCUCAGGAGCCAUGCAGAAGAUGGGGAAACGGUGACUAAUGUCAAUGACCUUUUCUUCAAAUAUUCAAUGGAAGGUGUGGCCACCAUCCUUUACGAGAGUCGCUUGGGAUGCCUGGAGAACCACAUCCCCCAGACAACAGUGGAGUACAUUGAAGCCCUGGAGCUCAUGUUCAGCAUGUUCAAAACCUCCAUGUAUGCAGGUGCCAUCCCCAGAUGGCUCCGCCCCUUCAUCCCCAAACCCUGGCGAGAAUUCUGCAGGUCCUGGGAUGGACUCUUCAAAUUCAGCCAAAUUCAUGUCGACAACAAGUUGAGGGACAUACAGUGCCAAUUGGACCGAGGGGAGAGGGUGAGCGGGGGACUUCUCACAUACCUCUUCCUUAGCCGGACACUGACGCUGGAGGAGAUCUACGCCAACAUGACCGAGAUGCUGCUGGCUGGCGUUGACACAACAUCGUUCACGUUAUCCUGGGCAGUGUAUCUCCUGGCAAGGCACCCAGAAGUGCAGCAGACCGUGUAUCGGGAGAUAGUCAAGAAUUUGGGGGAAAGGCAUGUUCCAACUGCAGCAGAUGUCCCCAAAGUCCCGCUGGUCAGAGCUCUCCUGAAGGAAACCCUGAGGCUGUUUCCAGUGCUACCAGGGAAUGGCCGUGUCACCCAAGAAGACCUGGUUAUUGGCGGAUAUCUGAUUCCCAAAGGCACCCAGCUGGCCCUCUGCCACUAUGCCACCUCCUACGAGGAUGAGAACUUCCCUCGGGCCAAGGAGUUUAGGCCCGAGCGCUGGCUGCGAAAAGGAAGCCUGGACAGAGUCGACAAUUUUGGGUCCAUCCCCUUUGGCUAUGGGGUGCGCAGUUGCAUUGGGCGGAGAAUCGCAGAGCUGGAAAUUCACCUGGUCAUGAUCCAGUUGCUUCAGCAUUUUGAGAUCAAAACAUCUUCUUGGACUAAAGCUGUUCAUGCAAAAACCCACGGGCUUCUGACCCCGGCGGAGCCCAUCCACGUACGUUUUGUUAACAGAAAGUAA
This is a messenger RNA of Marmota flaviventris (yellow-bellied marmot), 1581 nucleotides long. It is a transcript of the gene Cyp27c1, whose product is annotated as cytochrome P450 family 27 subfamily C member 1. Gene Ontology annotation, molecular function: monooxygenase activity; heme binding; iron ion binding. The record is from RefSeq and is a predicted model, not a curated record. Gene Ontology annotation, cellular component: mitochondrial inner membrane. NCBI's taxonomy places the organism in Eukaryota, Metazoa, Chordata, Mammalia, Rodentia, Sciuridae. Gene Ontology annotation, biological process: glucocorticoid biosynthetic process; cellular response to peptide hormone stimulus; C21-steroid hormone biosynthetic process.